Molecule: messenger RNA, 2620 nt
Organism: Salvia hispanica
Lineage: Eukaryota; Viridiplantae; Streptophyta; Magnoliopsida; Lamiales; Lamiaceae
Source: RefSeq, a predicted model, not a curated record
CAAAAAAAGAAAAGGAAAUGGUUUGAAUAUAAAUAAGGAAAUUGAAAUUACGCGUUUCCCUUCCGGAGCAUCGGAAGUGGUGAAGAUUACGCUGCCGUCACAUGAUUCUGCAAAGUGGACUUUGGCUUGUCUGGAUAUGUGGCUUCUUCUUGAUUGGUGUCUCCUUCUACGGCACCCAAAUGCUGAAAGACCAGAUCAAGAUGAAGAGUUCGAGUAUCCCCACCAUCACUAUCUUUACAGCGCCGAGGCCUUUCGUUGGAUCAUUCGGUGAAAGACAGAGUCUUGCUGUUAGAUCAUGGCUCGGAUUGUCGGAACACAUCAAUGUCGUUCUUUUCAGCCAAGACCCUUCUGUUUCCUCCUUUGCUACCUCCAUUGGUCCACGAAUCUCUGUGGAGACCAAAAUCGAUUUCACGUUUCUGGGCACCCCCUUUUUCCAUUCAAUGGUUGCUCGAUCUCUGUCAUCCUCAUCAGAUAUUUCUGUGUUGAUUGAUCCAGACACCAUUCUCAUGCCAGACCUUCUCUCCACUUUGAGAUACGCUCAUAAGCUAGACCAAGACUGGCUGCUCGUUGCUUCAUCGCGAAACGCUUCCACCUUCCCCUUUCCGUUACAGUCUGAUGAUGGUGGCGAUAGGAUACAAAAGUUGCAGGCGUUGCUCGUUCAAGAAGCUUCGUGCGGAGAAAAAAUGCUUAUAGCAUGGAACAAUGGAGAUCUGCCUCUUCACAAGGGUGUUCUUCCCCCUUUCUUGUUUGGGAAGGGAGUUCACAACCAUUGGCUUGUCACUGAAGCUUUGAUCUCUGAUUUCAGGCUCGUGAUCGAUGCAACCUUGACUGUGUCGAGUUUCUACCUAAGCGAGCUUGAUCAAGAAAAAAGCUGGGAACUUGCUGGGAAUUCCCUUCUUGGAAGGAACUAUGGAUCAUUUUCUUUCGAUGAUCCGAACUAUACUAAUUCAUUCAGAUUAUCUACAUGUGGUGGGAACUAUCUGUUUACAAACACGGAUCACAGCGCUGUGUUUUGGCAGGGAUACAACAGACCACUGAACCUGAGAAACAAGAGCCUCUUUUUAUCUACACAAAAGGAGUUGUUUGAUUGUGUUGAAGCAGUGAAGUCACACGAAGGGUGCUUCAAACGAGAGGCGUUGAGUGUGACGAAAGCAGUCACACUUCCAAUGUCCAUGGAAUCUCUACUGGCAAUGCAGGCUGAUCAGAACAAGACAAUUCUACUUGGAAUUGCUGGAUCUAGUUACAAAGACAUGCUGAUGAGCUGGGUCUGCAGGCUGCGUUACCUCCAAGUACCGAACUAUUUGGUCUGCGCCCUCGAUGAUGAAGUCUAUGAUUUCUCAGUCCUGCAGGGCGUCCCAGUUAUUAAAUGUGCAUCUCCUCCAACCAACAUCAGCUUCGAUGACUGCCAUUUCGGAUCCGAAUGCUUUCAGAAAGUAACUAAAGUGAAGUCAAGAAUGGUUCUGCAGAUUUUGGAGCUUGGGUAUAAUGUGCUUUUGAGUGAUGUGGAUGUGUAUUGGUUCAAGAAUCCAUUGGAUUAUCUCACUUCUUUCGGCCCGGGUGUUCUUGUCGCACAGUCCGAUGAAUUUAAUGUCACAGGAGCAAUGAACUUGCCUCGGCGCCUUAACUCUGGCUUCUAUUAUGCUCAUUCAGACAGAAUAACAAUUGCUGCGCUGGGAAAGGUGGUGCAGCACGCAGCCUAUUCCAAUCUAUCCGAACAACCAAGCUUCUACGAUACGUUAUGCGGGGAAGGUGGCUCCUACAGGUUAGGCGAUGACCAGUGCUUGGACCCAGAAACGAACCUACGGGUCCAUUUCUUGGAUCGAGAUCUCUUCCCAAACGGUGCAUACCGUGGUCUGUGGGAGGAGGAGGACACAAAGAAGGCCUGCGAGGAAAGGGGCUGUUUUGUUCUACACAACAACUGGAUAAACGGGAGAAAAAAGAAGCUCGAAAGGCAGUCGACCGCAAGCCCAGCCGUGCAAAAUACGUGCAAGAGAAAGCAGGAGGUGAGAGAGGAGACGCCGUCUCAUUCACAGAGUGUGAGCAGGCAAAUGAAGGAUAUCAUGGUGAGGGUAGUUCAUGCUGGUGGUCGAGUAGAAAUGUAUCAUACUCGAAUUCGUGCCUCCGAACUCAUUCAGAAAUACCCAGAUUUCUGCAUCACUACUCCUCAGGUCUUCAACCGCCCACAGGAAUCUGUCUUGACAGCAGACGACGUCUUGUUACCUGGCCGGAAAUACUUUCUCAUGAGGCGUACUUCUGUGGAGAAGUUGAAACGUAAACACUCAGCCAGAGGGAGGGCCGGUGAAAUUGAAGAAGCCGGAGAUGUUAGUUUCGAGGAAUCCAUCUCUUCUGCUCAGGACCUCUUCGUUUCCACAGAGCGUCCGCGUCGUGCAGAUUCUGCAGCGAAAAAAUCUGUGAAAGAGAAGAGACCAUUCGUUCCACCAAUCCAAAAGCCGAAGCUAUGGAAGGAAAGCGACUGGGAGCCGAGCCUCGAUUCUAUACGAGAGUUAUCUCCAUGAACACAAACCGUUUAAUCAGAUUCCUCUAUGUUUAUUGGCUUCUUGUGUUUGAUUAUGAACUUUCUUCUUGAUUGAGAAAUAAUACUUGAUUAUCAUGAGAUCUC